AUGCAGGCCAAAAUUACCCUUAUUGCGCUUCUCGGUGCCAUCGGCGCUUCAGCUGCUACCAUCAAGCGGCAAAACAACGGUGGAGGCGGCGCUGCCGAUUUUGGCAAAUGUACCCCCACGAUGGACUUUCAACUUGGCCGUGCCGGACGCAAGGCCGACCAAGGCACUUUCCUACCUACCGACCCUCUCGUUGCAAAGGGCCAGCAGGAUGCUUUAAAUCCUGGCAUCAUCGCCAACCGUAUCUGUGAUCAGCUCACAAACGUUUGCGAGGCGAACCAGGCGGCCAAGGACCAAUGUCAACAGGCCAAGUCUCAGCUUCAGGCCGCCGGAACCAAGGAUGCGUCAGCUGCGACAACUUUCAACCAAGCUCUUGGAUUCAACUAA
This is a messenger RNA of Colletotrichum truncatum, 384 nucleotides long. RefSeq lists its product as uncharacterized. The record is from RefSeq and is a predicted model, not a curated record. Lineage: Eukaryota; Fungi; Ascomycota; Sordariomycetes; Glomerellales; Glomerellaceae.